GCCGUGAGGGGACGUCGCCCCAACGGCCAAGCGCGCGUCCACGCCGCCUCCCUUUCCUCAGCCGCAGCCACCCGGGCCCCGGCCCCGCAGCCCGGCAUCAAUCACGGCCGCCCUUCAGCCAAUCGGCGGCGGGGAUGGCGGUCACGCGGGGCGGGUCGCGCAGACUCACGGAGCGCCCCUGCCGCGCGGCCUCCGUUACGGCCCGCCCUCUCGUCGAGGUCGCGCCAUGGGGCCCGGCCGCCUCUCGCGGGCGCCGCUGCUGCUGCUGCACUGCCGCCGGGCGCUGAGCGCGGCCCGCCGUUCCCUGAAACCGCCGUACAGCCGCUCGCUCGGCUCUGCCGCCGCCGCCCUCCGCCUGUGUGCUCCUCAGCGGCCGCCGGACGGGCGGGCGGGCGGCAGGGGGCGGUGGAAGGGAGGAGCGGGUGCCGGCGGGGAUGAUGAUAAUGAUAAUGACGGCGAUGAAGAUGAGGAAGAGGAGGAGGACGAAGAAGAUGACGCAGAGCUGGAGGAGCUGCUCGGCCCCUCGCCGCUCGAGCCGCAGCUCGGAGCGCACCGCGUGGCUGUGGUGCAGCCGGCGGUGAGGUGGGGCCCGAAGAAGCCGCUGCUCACCACGGCUGAAUUACAGAUUGCUGAAGCCGUUGCUCUUGUAGAUACCCUUCAGAACUGGACAAUUUUAGAUAAAAUAAUUAUUCCUACCAAAAAUCCUGACAAGAAGUUCAUUUUUGGCAAAGGAAACUUUGAGGCUUUGACAGAAAAGAUUAAAAAAUUACCCCACGUGACAGCUGUCUUCUUGAAUGUGGAAAGAAUAUCUUCAGUAACAAAGAAAGAACUGGAAGAUGCCUGGGGUGUGAAAGUCUUUGACAGAUACACAGUUGUGCUUCAUAUUUUUCGUUGUAAUGCGAGAACUAAGGAAGCAAAACUCCAGAUUGCGUUGGCUGAAAUUCCACUCCUCAGGUCAAAUCUAAAAACUGAGGUGUCUCAUCUAGAUCAGCAGAGAGGUGGAUCAAGAUACAUCAUGGGCUCAGGUGAAACUUUCAUGGAGACACAGAAUCGUCUCUUGAGAGAAAAAGAACUUAAAAUUAGGAAUGCCUUGGAGAAACUAAGAAGAAAAAGAUCUUUGCUCAGAACUCAGCGCAGAAAACGCGAGUUUCCAAUUAUCUCAGUAAUGGGCUAUACUAAUUGUGGGAAAACUACAUUGAUCAAAGCCUUGACGGGGGAAGCAGGAAUUCAACCCCGAAAUCAGCUGUUUGCUACUCUUGAUAUUACUGCUCAUGCCGGCUAUCUGCCCUCACAUAUGGCAGUCAUAUAUGUUGACACUAUUGGUUUUCUGACUGAUCUUCCACAUAAUCUGGUCGAGUCCUUUUCAGCUACAUUAGAAGAAGUUGCUUACUCAGAUCUGAUAGUUCAUGUGAGGGAUAUUACUCAUCCUGAAACCAUCCUCCAGAAAGCAAGUGUUUUAUCAGUUCUGAAGAAUCUUAAUCUUCCAAACCAUUUGCUGGAAUCAAUGGUGGAAGUUCAUAACAAAGUGGAUUUGAUAGAAAGCUAUGAACCCACUGAAGAAAAUGCUUUAGCUAUUUCUGCUCUACAUGGGCAUGGUUUAGAAGAGCUGAAAGAAGAAAUAGAGAAAAAAAUUCUGAAAGCAACGGGAAAGAAGAUUCUGACAAUUACAGUCAACUUACAGGGACCUCAGCUAAGUUGGCUCUAUAAAGAAUCAACGGUUCAGGAUGUAGACGUCAUGCCUGAUGAUGGUACAGCCAGGGUGAAGGUGAUCAUCAGCAACUCUGCUUUUGGCAGAUACAGAAACCUCUUUCCUAGCAGUAAGAUUUUUGUACCAUGAAAUCCUUCUGUCAAAAAAGACACUGAUCUCAUUAAGAAGACUGGAAUUAAGCUAGUGGCCUGGAUACUGGAGAGUUUAUUUCUUAACCAGUUGAUGCUUUCGACACGUUGUAGAAAUGGACGGUGAUUCAGAAAACUUUUGUUUGAAAACAACAGCUUUGAGCUUCAUUCUGGCAACAAGAGCAAGGAUAGCAGUAAUUUUUAUGUUGGAAUAGUCAUUGACUCUGAACCUCAAAUGUGGAAUCACAGGAUGGCAUCUAAGUUAACCUUCAGGAAAAUACUACAUCAUAUAAUGACUUUUUUAAUACCAUUUUUCAGAAUAAAAUAUUUGUUACAGACAAGGUGUCCCUUGGUCAUCAAAAAAUGAAAGUUACUGAAGAAAACACUGUUGCCUGUAUAUAAAUAAUAGAGAUAUUUCCACGUAUUCUGCUUGAAUAUUUACUUAAAUAAAUGCCAUUUAUUACUGCAGUGAAGCAGAAACAACACUGAUGUGUAUAUUUAAGCAAGUAAUAAAGUGAAAAGUGAGCUGUGAACAUCUUCAUCCACAAUACCCACUACUGUGUCAAUCCUUACUGAAAAAACGUCAGUAUUACAGAAAGGAGAAACAAAACUGUAUUUCAGUCUUUAGUACACAAAAAAAGAUUUAUUAGGAAAAGAGACAAGACACUUGAAAGGUACAAAAGAUAGGCAGAAAAACAUUCUGAGUUAGAACAGCACUUCGUGCACGUGGCGGCUAUUUAAAGAACCAAACUGAAUGACUGCUCUCUAUGAAGUAAACACAAGUGAGAUCAAGCAUAAACAGCACUGUAAAUAAGCAUUUAGAAAGUCUUCUAACUAAGUGGAAUGUUUGGUUUUCACUCCUACAUAGUCUGCAAUUGUGGGAGACUGCAUGAAGAGGUAGCAUCUUCGCCUUUCAUCCCUAGAAGUGAAAGGUAACUUUGAUCUGGUAUUAAGUAGCAAUCCAUUUGGAAGUUAGGCAGCUACCUACUGCAAACACAACAUCUUGCCAGACACUUCAACUCAAUUUCUAUGUGUAAAGUGCAUAUAAAAAGUGAGGUAUGUUGAUGACGCUGCAUAGUAACUUUAUACAAUGCCUCUUUUGUUUUAGCCCUGAUCUUUGUCCUUCCUCUUACCUUCACGAUCAUCUGUUAUUGCACAGUUCAUUUAGAAAAAUAGAAUUAAUUUACAUAAAACAGUGUUUAAGCAAGUAAAGAAUACUUAUCAAGAGGAAAAAACUAUAGUACUACAAAAAUAUGUAAAUAAAGGAACAUCAGUCGUGAAACCUCACAUAAGCAUGACGAUCCAAUGAUCUGUAUUUUUAGAGCAGUCUGAGUUCAGACAGAAAGCAGACACAUAUGAAACUAAUUUCUAAUGUAAGAGGUGUUUUUGCAGCUCCUAAUAUAAAAACAUUUUACUGCAGCAGACAAAACUGUCCAUGGGUCUGACUGUGGCAGAACUGGCAUCGAUGAUAACAAGAACAAAGUGUUCUGUUACACAUCUCUUAAAAAUAGUAGGAAUGUUGUGACUACCAUGCUGGUGAAAUGGUUCACAACUGAUAUUCAGCACAUGAUACAGCUAAUACUAGAUCUCCAGAUUGAUAUGCAUAUAAAGAUUGUGGCAAGUAAGAAUAUCAGUAUCUUUGAUAGGUUAAAAAUUUUUUUUUCAAUUGCUCACUUGUAUAUUCAAUACAAACCAUGAAAACAGCAAGUUAGUUUCACACUGAUAAAAUACUGAGAAUUGGGGUUGCAAGUAUGUGCAGAAAGAAAAUAAAAUCACAGAAU
This is a messenger RNA of Lagopus muta (rock ptarmigan), 3617 nucleotides long. It is a transcript of the gene GTPBP6, whose product is annotated as GTP binding protein 6 (putative). The transcript has 10 exons. The record is from RefSeq and is a predicted model, not a curated record. Gene Ontology annotation, cellular component: cytoplasm. The coding region runs from base 227 to 1837 and encodes 536 amino acids. NCBI's taxonomy places the organism in Eukaryota, Metazoa, Chordata, Aves, Galliformes, Phasianidae. Gene Ontology annotation, molecular function: ribosome binding; GTP binding.